Molecule: messenger RNA, 2178 nt
Organism: Sycon ciliatum
Lineage: Eukaryota; Metazoa; Porifera; Calcarea; Leucosolenida; Sycettidae
Product: eukaryotic initiation factor 4A-I-like
Exons: 12
Coding region: 108-1433 (441 amino acids)
Molecular function (GO): RNA helicase activity; RNA binding; ATP binding
Source: RefSeq, a predicted model, not a curated record
UUUUCAUUUUGAGCGUGCUCGCGCGCAUGCUCGCCUUGAGCUGUUGAACUGAACUUGGUCUUUCCUUUUUUACAAGAACUUUCUUCUAACCUGCAGUGAAUUUUGUGAUGUCCUCUCAGUUUGAUAGGGAACCUAGGCAAGGCCCGAACGGAUGGGGCCCUGACAGUGAGGGUCAGAAUGGUGACCAGGAUCGUGAUGCCGAUCGUGGUGCGUCCGCACCAGAGGGCAGCAAUAAUGGUGACCAGCAAGGUCCUCCUGGAAUGCUGCCUGAUGGAACGAUUGAGUCUAACUGGAGUGAAGUGAUUUCGAACUUCGAUGACAUGACCCUCAAGGAGGAUCUGCUCAGAGGAAUUUACGGAUACGGUUUUGAGAAGCCUUCUGCCAUCCAGCAGCGCGCAAUUGUACCAUGCGUUCGUGGCCUGGACGUCAUUGCUCAGGCCCAGUCUGGUACUGGUAAGACUGCGACAUUCGCUAUUGCUAUCCUCCAACAGAUUGACCUUUCACUACGUGAGUGUCAGGCUCUGGUUCUUGCACCAACCCGCGAGUUGGCUCAACAGAUCCAGAAGGUCAUCAACUCCCUUGGUGAUUACAUGCAAGUUGCCACUCAUGCUUGCAUUGGAGGAACAAAUGUCCGUGAUGGUAUGCGAUCCCUUGAAACUGGAGUCCACAUUGUCGUAGGAACUCCAGGACGUGUCUAUGACAUGAUUCAGCGUCGCGCUCUGAAUGUGAACAGCAUCAAGCAGUUCGUUCUUGACGAAGCCGAUGAGAUGUUGUCGCGUGGUUUCAAGGACCAGAUCUAUGACGUUUUCCGUCUCCUUCCCACAGCUCACCUGCAGGUAAUCCUCCUCUCUGCCACCAUGCCCACUGAUGUCCUUGAUGUCACUCAGCGUUUCAUGCGUGACCCGGUGCGCAUUCUGGUCAAGCAGGAGGAGCUAACCUUGGAUGGUAUCAAGCAAUUCUAUGUGAAUGUUGAGCGUGAGGAUUGGAAGCUUGAGACUCUUUGCGACUUGUACGAGACCCUCACCAUCACCCAGGCUGUCAUCUUCUGCAAUACCCGCAGAAAGGUCGACUGGCUCACACAGAAGAUGCACUCGCGCGACUUUACUGUCUCGUCCAUGCACGGAGACAUGCAGCAGCAGGAGCGUGAUGUCAUCAUGAGAGAGUUCCGCUCCGGUUCAUCUCGUGUCCUGAUCACCACUGAUCUUCUGGCCCGUGGUAUUGAUGUCCAGCAAGUGUCUCUGGUCAUCAACUAUGAUCUCCCCACCAAUCGCGAGAACUACAUCCACAGAAUCGGUCGUGGUGGUCGUUUCGGACGUAAGGGUGUUGCCAUCAACUUUGUGACCACUGAGGAUGUGCGCACUCUGCGUGAUAUUGAGACCUUCUAUGGAACCAGCGUUGAUGAGAUGCCUCUCAAUGUCGCAGACUUGAUCUAAAUGGUUCCUUCUGGGCUACACAGCGGCACCACCCACGCGCACCAUCCAUUCCCAGCAUCAUCAUGCUUGUACAGUCGAGUCUAUGUGACUCACUCUUGUUAACGGUAUUAGUUGCAUACUGUGGCUGUGUAACAUAUCUCAUUCAUGAUAUUGAGUGCGUUAUUCCGAGAAUGCAUCCGUCUUCCUUCUUCCAUCUAAACCUCGCCUUCAUCUAGACGUUCCAGUUCUUCUAACAUUUUUUUCUUUUUUUACAUGGUGUUAAUUUUUCACCUACUGCCUUCAAUUUCUUAGCACCAUGGAACAUUGGUGUGGGAAUGUGAAGUGAAAGUGCCUUCAUCUGCGCUACUAUGAUUGUGCCCAUCGAGCGCAUCAAAGACUUUGUAAAUAAGAUCAACUACGCUGAAAUACUUGGUUUGUGUUGGUUUUGCGGAUCAAAACCGGACAGGUUGUUGUUGCUGUGUGUUUGUGUGCAUCACCCUAAUCCUCACCAUCAUUUCUGUGUACGUACGUGUGACUCUGUCCUCGGUUUUGUUCCAUCCUUUGUACUUCAUCCACAUCUUGUACGGUUCUCUGCUUUUUCUUUUGCUGUUUUGAUGAUGACGCGUGCUGGGUAUCAGUGCCGUGCCCUGGAACUUUCAGCAAAUUGUGGCCAUGUGAUGGCACUUUUUGUUCAACUCAGGUGUACGCAACAUUCAUGGAUGGUUUGCACCAUGCCAUUGCAUUACUGCUUCAGGUUGUGCCAAAA